This is a messenger RNA of Postia placenta MAD-698-R-SB12, 165 nucleotides long. RefSeq lists its product as hypothetical. The transcript has a single exon. The annotation marks the transcript as partial. NCBI's taxonomy places the organism in Eukaryota, Fungi, Basidiomycota, Agaricomycetes, Polyporales, Adustoporiaceae. The record is from RefSeq and is a predicted model, not a curated record.
AUGUGCGAGGUGUGCAUUCGCGCUAAGUCGACGCGGAAGCCAGUUCCUGCUGUGCGCGAGGGUGAGCGUGCGGAGGAGCUUGGUGACGAGGUUCACUCUGACCUGUGGGGCCCUGCGCGAGUCGCCACACUGGGUGGUCGGAAGCAUUACAUUACCUUUACGGAU